CUUUGUGAUGGGUUGAUCGGCUACACUUCUGAGGAAAAUGAUGGAAAGCAAAGAAGUGCUUCAUUUUGUGCCGGCCGACGCUUCAUCACCUGGACAGACAAGAAAUGGCCACCCGUUCCAAAGGAUGGAGCUGCGAGACGCCGAAACAGAGGACAGCGGAGAAGAGAGCCGGAGGAAACGAGACACGCUCGCCGUCCCGCCGGACAGAAGUCACUACGAGACGAACGUUCAGCCGAGCAUCUCAGACGCUGAUGCUUCAGGAUUUGGCCUUCUGCAUACAUCAAGAAGAUAUGUGAAGCUGGUGGAUUUCCAGGAGGAGGUGAGAGCUCACCGGGAUCUGGAUGGGUUUUUGGCCCAGGCCAGCAUCCUGCUGGACGAGAGGGCGUCCUCCCUGGAUGAAGUGCUGCGCAGAAUGCUGGAGCAUGUGGCCACGGACGGCCAGGGCAGCUGCAAUGCGGAGGAGGUCAUGAGUGCUCUGUUCACAGACGCCGGAGGACAGGAGGCCAACGUUCACUUGUUGACCGAGACCAUUCAGGGAGUGACAGCGACAGCCACUGGAGUUCGCUACCAGCAGUCCUGGCUCUGUGUGCUCUGUAACGUGAAGAGUCUUCAGAGACGCUGCGUCUGUGUUUCGCGUCUGGAGCGGCCGCAGAACUGGGGUGUGAACUGCUGCGAGGUUCGCUACGUUAUCCUCAUCCUGGCACCGCCUCGCACAAAAAGCACAAAGACCGCCAUAGAGCUCGGCCGCACGUUUGCCACCUUGUUCUCAGACAUCUCGUUUAGACAGAAACUCCUGGAAACGAAGACCCAGGAGGACUUCAAGCAGGAGCUGGUGAUUCAAAGGCAGCGGCUCUCCACUGCCAUCCAGAAGCCCUCGCUGGAGGAAGAGACCGACCCACACAGCAACAAACCACUCAAGGUAAAAGAUUUCCUCCGAGCAGGUCGUGGCAUUUAUGAAGACCUGUGCCGCAGGCUUCCGUUGUACCUGUCGGACUUCACAGAUGGGAUUCUGGACGCUAACAGAUCUUUGCUGAAGUACACCACCACAGCCAUCUUCCUCUACAUCGCCAUCCUGCUGCCGGCCAUUGCGUUCGGCUCUCUGAAUGACGAGAGCACACAAGGAGAGAUAGUAAAGAUGAGCUGUUCACUGUGUGCUAUGUGUCCUCUCAGCUCCACAGAAGAAGUGAUAGCUUUGUUCAUCUCCAUUGCCUUUGUGGGCGACGCUUUGAAAGGCACCAUAAAGAUAUUUCAUAAAUAUUAUCAUGGCCUUACACUAGUCAACGGAAGCACAGAGGAACUGCAUGGUCUGGGUGUGAUACUUCAUCAGGGAGUGAACGGAACAGAGAAUGGAGGCAUCUCACUGCCUGCAACAAUGGUUCUGUGCACCAGGGAGCGCCCUAUUCUCUGCCUGCUGCUGAUGCUGGGAACACUGUGGCUGGGCUAUGCCCUCUUCCUCAUCAAGAGAAGCCCAUUCCUGCAUGCUAAAGUCAGGGAGGUGGUGUCAGACUGUGCAUUGCCAAUCUCUGUGGUCAUCUUCUCCUUCGUGGGCUCCUACCUGUUCAUCGACAUUCAGCUUCCAGUAUUCAACUACCAGAAUGAAGCCCUAUUCAGAGUAGCAGCUUUUGACCAGCUGACAGGGAUGAAUGUAUUAAGUGCAUGCGGUCUUGGCUUUCUCCUUGCCUUGCUCAUCUUCAUUGACCAGAAUAUUGUGGUGUCCCUCACCAAUGCCCCAGAGAACAGACUGCUAAAGGGAACGGCGUACCACUGGGACCUGAUGCUCUCUGGGUUUAUCAACAUCCUGAUGUCGGUGCUGGGGUUGCCAUGGAUGCACGCGGCUUUCCCACACUCCACGCUGCAUGUGCGUCAGCUGGCGCGGGUGGAACAGCGAGUGGAGGGGGGCCACCUCUAUGAAACUCUGUCACUGAUCAUUCUUAUCUCAAUCUGUGUUCCCAAGACGUCGUAUCCACCCACUCACUACAUCCGCAGAGUGCCGCAGAGGAAGGUACAUUAUUUCACAGGCCUGCAGAUUGUUCAGUUGAUCAUCCUGUGUGCGUUUGGGAUGUACCCUCUGCCCUAUAUGAAGAUGAUCUUCCCUUUACUCAUGAUCAUGCUCAUUCCAAUAAGGAACUACUUGUUGCCGAAGAUUAUUGAAGCAAAGUACCUGGAUAUCAUUGAUUCUCAACACAUGUAGAUGUACAAAUAAAAAAAGGGACUGUUCAGAAACAUUAACACUUCUAAAAUGCAGGGGGAAAGUGCAUUUCCUAUUUGUAUUCUUAUUAGAAAACAUGGUUUGCUGGCUGUGAUAUGUGCCUUCUAUGUGUUAUGAAUUCAUUCUUUAUACAACGGUCCCUGACAUUUUGUAUUUUUUUAGUGGAAUCAUAAACUCUUAUUUUUU
Molecule: messenger RNA, 2395 nt
Organism: Sinocyclocheilus rhinocerous
Lineage: Eukaryota; Metazoa; Chordata; Actinopteri; Cypriniformes; Cyprinidae
Product: sodium bicarbonate transporter-like protein 11
Exons: 17
Coding region: 38-2191 (717 amino acids)
Biological process (GO): monoatomic anion transport; transmembrane transport; monoatomic ion homeostasis
Cellular component (GO): plasma membrane; basolateral plasma membrane
Molecular function (GO): solute:inorganic anion antiporter activity
Source: RefSeq, a predicted model, not a curated record